UAAAAUAAAAUUUCUGAAUCCGCCAUUGUUCCCCCUCACGGAUCUGGCACUCUCCCCCCAAUCCCAAUCUUCUCCAGGGUUAGAGUUUGGAUUUGGAUUCGGAGGAAAAGAAGAGGAGGCAUUCUGGAUCCCUCCGCAUGAGAUCGCCUUCGGCGCGGUCGGCGGGGGAGAUCCCAGGCUCCGCAGCCACCGCCGUCGGCACCCGCGACGCGGAGUCCCUUUUCCGCACGAAGCCGAUCCCGGAGAUCCGCGGCUUGGAGGUGGCAACCCGGCGGGAGAUCGAUGAGAAGAAGGAAGAGCUCCGGCAGCUCGUCGGCAAGAGCUACCGCGACCUCAUCGAGUCCGCCGACUCUAUCCUCCUUAUGAGGUCCUCCUGCGAUGCUAUCUCCUUCAACCUGUCCGCCAUCGACGCCGCCCUCCGCUCCCUCUCCACCUCCGCCGCCGACCCCGAGACCCCCAAGCUGGCCCCUGACCCCGCCCGCGCCCGCGUCUACAUCAUCGCCUCCCGCAUCAAGUACCUCGUCGACACCCCCGAGAACAUCUGGGGCUGCCUUGACGAGUCCAUGCUCCUCGAGGCCUCUGGCCGCUACCUACGCGCCAAGACCGUCCAUGGCCUCGUCACCGCUGGCGGCGGCGCCGUCGAUCCUGACGCCCUCGCCAAGUUCCCGCUUCUCCGCCACCAGUGGCAGAUCGUCGAGAGCUUCAAGGCCCAGAUCUCCCAGCGGAGCCGCGAGCGCCUGAUGGACCGUGGGCUCACCGUCGCCGCUUACGCCGACGCUCUCGCCGCCGCCGCCAUCAUCGACGAUCUCGCUCCCAAACAGGUGCUAGGGCUUUUCCUCGACUCCAGGCGGUCGUGGAUCUCUCAGAAGCUCGCCGGUGCAUCCGUAGACUCAAACGAAUCUUCUUCUUCUGUUCUUUGUGAUGCGAUCAGAACUAUUAGGGCUAGUCUAGGGCAAGUUGGGGAGCUCUUCGUUCUUGCGUUGAAUGAGAUGCCGCUGUUCUACAAGACUGUGCUUGGAUCGCCCCCCGGGACGCAGCUUUUUGGAGGGAUUCCAAAUCCUGAGGAGGAGGUGAGGCUAUGGAAGUCGCACAGGGAGAAAUUGGAGUCAGUGAUGGUGUUGCUUGAGCCGGAGUUCAUCGCCCAGACCUGUUCCUCGUGGUUGAAGAGCUGUUGCAACGAGAUAUUCGGAGAACUGUCGAAUGGAAAGCAUCUUGUGGAUGCAAUCGGAAGUGGAGAAGGCCUUCGAUCUACUGAGAAGCUGGUGCGGGAGGCUAUGGAUGGUAGGGAGGGGCUCGAGGAGAGCUUGGAGCGGUGGCUGAGGAGCGUCUUUGGCUCUGAAAUUGAGUCGCCAUGGAACCAGAUUUGCGGGCUAAUUUUGAAGGAUGGAAGGGAUAUUUUGGAAGAUAGGUUGGAAGCGGCAUUCCUGAAGAGGAUGAAGGAGAUCAUUCAUUCAGAGUUUGAGAACUUGAACAGAGACAUCAACGUGAGAAAUUCAAUGGCGGCUGUUGUGGCGGCCACUGGUCCUAAAGAUGAGGAUGAUUUCCAAACAUACUUGAAGAAGCCUUAUACAGGUGGGGUUUGGUUUUCAGAGCCCAACCAAAAGAAAACAGGAAUUUCGUAUAACUUUAAACCAACCGUUGAUGAGAAUGAUUUCCAGAGCUGUUUCAAUGCGUAUUUUGGGCCUGAAGUCAGUCGGAUUAGAGAUGCAGUGGACAGUAAAUGCCAAAGUAUAUUGGAGGAUCUAUUAUGCUUUGUAGAAUCUCAUAAUUCUACUUUGAGGCUGAAGGAACUUGUGCCAUAUAUUCAGAAGAAGUGUUACAAGACCAUUUCAGUUGUACUGAAGGAACUCGAAAAUGAACUUUCGCAUCUGUCUGCUUCCUUAGGAAGCAACAAAGGGGACAGGGAUUCUCUACCACCUUCUAUGAUUGUUGAAAGAUCUCUUUUCAUUGGUCUUCUCUUGUUUGCUUUACGAAACCAUUCAAGUCACAUACCUGUGAUACUCGGCUCCCCAAGGCAGUGGGUGAAAGAAACAAGUGGUGCAGCCUUUACUAGCCUAUCAUCACCUUUGCCAAGGCAAUCUAAGGUGGCCUUUGAUUCUCUAGUCUCUUUUAGCCCUAGAAGGCAUACAUUUGACAGCUCCAGAAGCCCUAAAAAGCAAUUUUUUGAUAAUUCCAGAAGGCAAACAAUUUCAGCUGCUACUGCAUGGUAUGCUGUGGAUGACAGCAAGCACCCAAAACUCGAUGAGCUAAACAAAACUUUGCAAGAACUUUGCAUCAAAGCUCAUGGUUUAUGGAUAACAUGGGUGUCCAACGAGCUAUCAAUUAUUCUUUCCAAGAAUCUCAACAAGGAUGAUGCAUUAUCUUCAGCAAAGCCUUUGCGGGGUUGGGAAGUAACUGUAAUCAAACAAGAAGAAUCCAGUAACGGCCCUUUGGAGAUGAAAAUAGCUCUUCCUAUCAUGCCUUCUCUCUAUGUCACAUCUUUUCUCUUUCAAGCAUGCUUAGAAAUUCAUAAAGUUGGAGGUCAUGUUCUUGACAAGAUGAUACUGCAAAAUUUUGCAUGGAGGUUGAUGGAGAAGGUGGUGGAUGUAUAUGAAAAUUUCUUAUCAAGCAUGGAGGGGGGUGAAGCUCGGGUUUCAGAAAAAGGAGCACUGCAGAUUUUGUUAGACCUGCAUUUCAUUGCUGAUAUUCUAUCUGGGGGCCAAGAUCCUGCCUCUGGGUUUCCUGAAAUGAAUGCCAAAGAGGAGUCAUCAAAAAUUGUGAUGCAAAAGCCUCUUUUUAGAUGGAACCAACCACAACUCCAGCCUGGUUAUGCUAAUAGGGAGCAUGUAAUGAAGCUGAUGAAUGAGCUUUCACAAAGGCUGGAUCCCAUUGACUGGGCUAUUUAUGAGCCCUACCUCUGGGAAAAUGAGAAGCAAUCAUAUAAGCGAUAUGCGGUCCUCUUUGGGUUCUUGGUUGAGCUUAAUCGCAUGUACACUGACACCGUACAAAAAUUGCCCACGAAAUCCAAUACAGACUCAAAUAUAAUGAGAUGCUCUACAGUUCCUCGGUUCAAAUACCUUCCAAUCAGUGCUCCUGCCUUAUCUUCAAGAGGAGCACAUAAAUCAGCCCUCCAGACAUCUGCUGAUGAUACAUCAUCGAGGAGCCCUUGGAAAGCAUAUUCAAAUGGGGAAAGGUCUCCAAAGCCUGAGCUUGAUGAUAGUCUUAGUUUUGGAGUUGCAGCGCCAUUGUUCAAAUCAAUCAUGACCCAGGUUGGCAGCAAAUUUGGAGAAAGUACAUCAAGGUGGGGAUCUGUGCUUUCUGAUGGCCAAGUUGGCAAGCUCAAGGACAGGUCAGCAGCUGCCAUGUCAACAUUUGGUGACAUGCUUCCUGGCCCAGCAGCAGGACUUCUGUCAUCUCUUACAGCAAGUGCCACCAGGUUUGACACUUAGUGGAUCGACUUGGCUCUUCUGAAGAGGGAUUCUUGUAGUUGAUGCGAACGCUGCCACUGGAAUCAGGGAGGGUUGGAACUGCAGACUGCCAGUCUCUUCUGGUGGCAACUCUUACAGGCAUGGAUGAGAGGCAGUGAAAUUUUCUGCUGUUUGAUUUUUCAUCUUUGUUCCUCAUUUAUGCCAAAUUGAAGGUUUAUCCUAUUUGAUCAAAACUUGGCAAUGCUAGGGAAGAACAUUCAUCCAAUUUUUGAAGUUGAAGAGGUGAUAUGAGGAAAUCCAUUGUAAAAGGUUGGGUGAGCAACUGCUGUUGUGUAUGUUACUGCAUCUGUAGUAUAUAUCAAAAUAAAAGAGAAAGCAGAUCCAGUUGUGUUUAAGCCAUUACACUUGUUUUGGAGGAAGGCUGUGUAUCUUAUUUAGGGCAUUGGUGCUCUUUUGUUUUGUAAAGGACUGCUGCCUGAUACACCUCUGAAUAUAUUAUCGGAGAUUUCGCACAAAUUCAAUUUUCCGUUCUCU
Elaeis guineensis (African oil palm) is the source of this 3941-nucleotide messenger RNA. Its product is annotated as conserved oligomeric Golgi complex subunit 1. Gene Ontology annotation, cellular component: COG complex; Golgi apparatus. The record is from RefSeq and is a predicted model, not a curated record. NCBI's taxonomy places the organism in Eukaryota, Viridiplantae, Streptophyta, Magnoliopsida, Arecales, Arecaceae. Gene Ontology annotation, biological process: intra-Golgi vesicle-mediated transport.